AUGGGUAACAAAUCAGGAUCAGAAUUUGGAGGCAUAAUGAUUAGAACAGAAAAAUCUUUAUAUUUUGCUGGAGAUGUGGUCAAAGGAAAUAUUUACCUUCAUAUAAUUAAACCAGGUUAUCAUGGAAACGUUGUUCAAUUUUCGAUUGUAGGAAAAGAGAAAACUCAGUGGACAACUGGUUCUGGUAAACACAGAAGGACUCACUAUGGAAAAAAUGUAUUCCAUAGGGAUGCUGUUGUAAUUAAUACAUUUUUAGAUGAAAAUUUAAUGGUUGGAUAAUUUGUUUUUCCUUUUGAAUUACAUCUUCCAUCAAAUCUGCCUGGGUCUUUUUAGUAUGCACAUGCCGUUCUGGCAAGUCUUAAUUAUAAGGUCAAGGCUCGAGUAAUAUCAACUUCUAAAUCAAUUAAUGAUAUCAAGAAUAAAUAAGAGAUCAUAAUUAGAGAACCAAUCAAAGAAAUUUUAUAAGUUUCUUCAAAAUAAGAGACUGCUAAUCUCACUACAUGGUGCUGUAAAAAACAAGGAUCUUCCUCAAUAUCUGCAAAAGUAGAGAAAAAUUUAUAUUUUCCAGGAGAAUUUGUUCAAAUAACAUAUGAUAUUGAUAAUUCAGAUUGUAAGCUUAAUAUAGAAAAUGUCGAUGUGAUUAUAGUGAAUAGACUAAACAUCAAAUCUAAUUCAGGAUCUUAAUGCCACCUAGAAUUUUAACUAAGUGCUUUAUCUCAAAAUGGAUUAUAAAAAGGAUUGAAAAUAUAACCUGCUUCUUAAAUUGGAUGUUCUUUACAAUUGGUUAAUACUAAACAACCAUAAAUUGUUCUCACGCCUUCAACAACAGGAAAUUUUGUGAAUUCAUCAUACUAUGUGAAAAUACUUCCAAAUUUUGAAGGUUGUACGUGUUGUAGUUCAAAACCAAUAGUAUUAGUACCGAUAACUCUAUUAGCAGUUCUUCCAAAUGAUUACUUAGAACCUAUCUAGUAGCCUGAAAAUUGGUAACCAUAAGCCUUUUAGCCGUUGAUUAUAAAAUCGAAUAACAUAGACCCUUUCAAUAACAAUAACACAGAUUUGAAAAAUAUGGCUAAUCCUAUGAAUAGUUGA
Molecule: messenger RNA, 1089 nt
Organism: Paramecium tetraurelia
Lineage: Eukaryota; Ciliophora; Oligohymenophorea; Peniculida; Parameciidae
Exons: 4
Biological process (GO): protein transport
Cellular component (GO): cytoplasm
Source: RefSeq, a predicted model, not a curated record